Molecule: messenger RNA, 855 nt
Organism: Echinococcus granulosus
Lineage: Eukaryota; Metazoa; Platyhelminthes; Cestoda; Cyclophyllidea; Taeniidae
Exons: 8
Coding region: 1-855 (284 amino acids)
Source: RefSeq, a predicted model, not a curated record
AUGAUUAACUGCGAUUGUAGAAAGGUGGAAAUUUUUGUGUUUUUUAUAAAAAAACGACCGAACAUUUCUCGUUGUCAUCGACUUCUUCCCCUAUUAGCACAACAUCGUGAGAACAAAACUCCGACCAAGAGGUUCCACGCUUGCAUUCGUGGAGCUGCAUCGGCAGUUGAUAUUCGGAGAAGUCUUCAUAGAGCCUCCACAGGAUAUCUCAAACACCGUGGAAAGUCGAUGGAAAUGUUGCCUGACAACACACCAUUGGAUGUUCAAUUACUGUACAAACUCCAAAGUGAGUUGUACGACCUUCACGAUCGCCUGCAGUAUGCGGAGAACGCAAAUACUUCGAGAUGUUUUUUAACAGAGGGAAAUGUGAUCGUUACAACUCAACUUCAUUGUUCAGAUAUUACAGCAGGACUUGCCUGCCGAACUGAUCAAUUAGUACACAGACCAAAAACUGGAAGUGGAACGCAACAUUCACCAUCACGUGAUGUAUUUUCGCAUUCAAAAAGGCACUCUUCCCCCAAUCUUGAUCAUGGAGGGUUACGUAUCGUUGUUAAUCCAAGCGAAGCUGAAGGAAGUGAGGACUUCUUCACUGGAACUUCAAAAACUCUUGAAGGUUCACCGGUUUCACCACAGAAGCUUCCUCCGUGGGUGAUGGAAAUCCACGGUCAGACAACCUCCGAUGGCAUUCCAACAAUCAGUGGGGAUGUGAGUGAAUUAACACUGCGCUUGCAAAACCUUCAAGCCGACAUUAGUCGUCACAAAGACGAGAUUUCCAAGUUGGAGGAUCAGAGGAGGAUGAAGGGAUCAAAUCACAUCAGCCCACCAGAGGCUGGAAAAAUCCGAUUCCAACACUAA